Fonticula alba is the source of this 927-nucleotide messenger RNA. RefSeq lists its product as hypothetical. Gene Ontology annotation, cellular component: cytosol. NCBI's taxonomy places the organism in Eukaryota, Rotosphaerida, Fonticulaceae. Bases 1 to 927 code for a protein of 308 amino acids. The transcript has 3 exons. The record is from RefSeq and is a predicted model, not a curated record. Gene Ontology annotation, biological process: formaldehyde catabolic process. Gene Ontology annotation, molecular function: S-formylglutathione hydrolase activity.
AUGUCCACCCUGCAGCUCCUGUCCACCAACUUCUGCCACGGCGGCGAGGUCCGCAAGUACAGCCACAUGUCGGACACCAUUUCCGGCACCCUGGCCGACUCGGCUGGCGAGGGCCCCUCCAAGAUGCAGUUCAACGUCUUCGUCCCGCCGGCCGCCCUGGCCGGGAAGAAGGUCCCGGUGCCUGGUCAUCUACCUGGCCGGGCUCACCUGCAACGAGGACACCGGCUUCCACAAGGCGUCCGGCCUGCUGAAGGCCCUGGCCGAGCAUGGGAUCGCGUGCGUCGCGCCCGACACCUCCCCCGCGGCCUGGCCCCGGUGGAGGGCGACCGCGACAACUGGGACCUCGGCGUGGGUGCCGGGUUCUACGUCGACGCCACGGUGGCCAAGUGGGUGGCCGGCGGGUACAAGAUGUUCUCCUACGUGAACCACGAGCUGCCGGCUGUGCUGGGGCAGCUGGACAUUUUGAACGGCAAGAUGUCCAUCAUGGGCCACUCCAUGGGUGGCCACGGGGCCCUGAUCUCGGCCCUCAAGAACCCGGGCGCCUUCCAGUCGGUGUCGGCCUUCGCCCCGAUCUGCCACCCCACCCAGUGCCCGUGGGGCAAGAAGGGCUUCGGGGCGUACCUCGGGUCGGAGGACCAGGCCGCGUGGGCCGCGUACGAUGCCACCCUGCUGGCCAGCGCCUACCAGCACCCGGAGUCCGGCGCCCGGCUGCCCAUGCUCGUGGACCAGGGCGAGGAGGACAACUUCCUGAAGGCCGGCCAGCUCCUGCCGGAGGCCCUGCAGAAGGCCGUGGCCGCCGGCACCCCGGCCGCCGAGCACAUCGACGCCACCAUCCGCCUGCACCCGCGCUACGACCACUCCUACUACUUCAUCCAGUCCUUCGCCGAGGAGCAUGUGGCCUUCCACGCCAAGCACCUGGGCUGCUAA